This is a messenger RNA of Cyanidioschyzon merolae strain 10D, 1134 nucleotides long. Its product is annotated as actin. Bases 1 to 1134 code for a protein of 377 amino acids. The record is from RefSeq and is a predicted model, not a curated record. NCBI's taxonomy places the organism in Eukaryota, Rhodophyta, Bangiophyceae, Cyanidiales, Cyanidiaceae. The transcript has a single exon.
AUGACAGAGGAGGAAAUAACAGCUCUUGUGAUCGAUAAUGGUUCUGGGAUGGUGAAAGCGGGUUUCGCGGGAGACGACGCGCCCCGUGCAGUUUUCCCAUCCAUAGUGGGACGUCCGCGACACCAAGCAGUCAUGGUUGGCAUGGGGCAAAAAGACUCUUAUGUGGGCGACGAAGCGCAGUCGAAACGCGGUAUCCUAUCGCUCAAGUACCCGAUCGAGCACGGCAUCGUAACGAACUGGGAUGAUAUGGAAAAGAUCUGGUACCACACUUUUUACAACGAGUUGCGCAUCUCCCCCGAGGAUCAUCCAGUGUUGUUAACCGAAGCACCUUUGAACCCGAAAGCCAACAGGGAAAAAAUGACCCAGAUCAUGUUCGAGACGUUCAACGUUCCCGCGAUGUACGUCGCGAUCCAGGCAGUAUUGUCGUUGUAUGCUUCGGGGCGCACCACGGGUAUUGUCGUCGACAGCGGCGACGGUGUGACGCACACUGUGCCCAUCUACGAAGGCUAUGCCUUGCCGCAUGCUAUCAUGCGCAUAGAUCUGGCUGGACGAGACCUAACCGACUAUCUCGCCAAGAUCCUUACAGAGCGCGGAUAUUCAUUCACGACGACAGCCGAACGAGAGAUCGUGCGAGACAUCAAGGAAAAAUGUUGUUAUGUGGCACAGGACUACGAUCAUGAGUUGGAGAUUGCCUCAUCGCAGCCGGCGAAAAUCGAUAAGCAGUAUGAACUCCCCGACGGACAAAUCAUCACGAUUGGGAGUGAGCGUUUCAGAUGCCCGGAGGUGCUCUUCCAGCCGUCCUUGAUCGGUAUGGAGGGCGAGGGUAUUCAUAAUGUUGCUUAUCAGAGCAUCAUGAAAUGCGAUGUCGACAUCCGGAAAGAUCUGUACGCAAACGUGGUUCUCAGCGGCGGCACGACGAUGUUCCCAGGCAUCGCGGAUCGGAUGCAGCGGGAACUCGCUAGUGUUGCACCAUCUUCGGUGAAGAUCAAGCUUGUAGCGCCAGCGGAGCGCAAAUAUAGCGUGUGGAUCGGCGGCAGCAUUUUGGCCUCGUUGAGCACUUUUCAGCAGAUGUGGAUUAGUAAGGCGGAGUAUGACGAGUUCGGACCCUCUGUGGUACACCGCAAAUGUUUCUGA